Molecule: messenger RNA, 591 nt
Organism: Centropristis striata (black sea bass)
Lineage: Eukaryota; Metazoa; Chordata; Actinopteri; Perciformes; Serranidae
Gene: cryba2b
Product: crystallin, beta A2b
Exons: 4
Coding region: 1-591 (196 amino acids)
Biological process (GO): lens development in camera-type eye; visual perception
Molecular function (GO): structural constituent of eye lens
Source: RefSeq, a predicted model, not a curated record
AUGAACACUCAACAGAUGGAGCAGAUGGGCCAGUUCAAGAUCACAGUCUGGGAGGAGGAGAACUUCCAGGGAAAGCGCUGUGAGUUCAUGCUGGAGUGCCAGAACAUCAUGGAGAGGGGCUUCAACAAGAUCCGCUCCAUCAAGGUUGAGAAUGGACCUUGGGUGGGUUAUGAGUACCCAGAGUUCCAGGGACAGCAGUUUAUCCUGGAGAAGGGAGACUACCCUCGCUACGAGGCCUGGAGCGGAAACAGCAGCUACAGAACCGAGCACAUGCUUUCCUUCAGACCCAUCAAGUGCGCUAGCCACAGUGACAGCAAGGUGACCAUGUACGAGUGUGAGGACUUCCAGGGCCGUAAGUUCGAGAUGUGCGAUGACUACCCCUCCCUACAGGCCAUGGGCUGGUGCAGCAAGGAGGUGCCCUCCAUCAAAGUCAACUCAGGAGCCUGGGUGGCCUACCAGUUCCCUGGUUACCGUGGCUACCAGUACAUCCUGGAGAGAGACAGACACCAAGGCGAGUACAGAAACUACAAUGAGUACAGCACCCAGGCUCACACCAACCAGGUGCAGUCCAUUCGUAGGAUCCAGCACUAA